Messenger RNA from Belonocnema kinseyi, 3040 nucleotides. It is a transcript of the gene Sec5, whose product is annotated as exocyst complex component 2. The record is from RefSeq and is a predicted model, not a curated record. NCBI's taxonomy places the organism in Eukaryota, Metazoa, Arthropoda, Insecta, Hymenoptera, Cynipidae. The transcript has 11 exons. Gene Ontology annotation, cellular component: exocyst. Gene Ontology annotation, biological process: exocytosis; Golgi to plasma membrane transport. The coding region runs from base 262 to 2952 and encodes 896 amino acids.
CACGCGUCAGUGUGUGUUUGUCGGUAAUUGUUGCGCUGCAAUUAGCAUCACCCUCGACACCGUCGUUCUUAUUUAUGUAUAUAAUUUUAAUUUAUAAUAGUGAAACAAUUUUCUUGUGAAAACUGAAGGUACAGUUUUGUGUUCUCAGUGUGAGUUGAUAAUCAGUGAAAUGUUGACACUGUUAAUACGGAAUGAAGCAGGAGGGCCAAAGAUAAUUUGAAAUUAAUUGCUAUAAACAAAGGAAUUAUUACUUCCUAGAAGAUGGCUCCUCCACCAGUAGUUACUGGAAUAUCCCCGAAGGAAGGACCUCCGGGAACGCGUGUCACUGUUCGAGGAGAAUUCCUUGGAACUAAAAGUCAGGAUCUUAUAGGUUUGACGAUUUGUGGCUGUGAUUGUCUUUUAUCGGCCGAAUGGAAAACUCCAAACAAAAUAAUAGCAAGAACAGGUCCUUGCAAAGGGCGAGGAGAUAUAAUUGUAACGACUCAAAGUGGAGGUCAAGGUUCAUCAACUGUACAAUUUCGCGGAUAUCACGAAACUAUCGGACCUAUGAAAGAAUCUGCUGUUUGGGUGGAAGAAGCUCCUGUCCAAAGUUUUGUUUGGGGGAGACGAGCUCUGUCACCUACAAAUUAUCAACAAGAAGAUCCCCUUGGUCUCAGCGUCGAAGGGAAUGACAAAAAGUUCCCCGAGGACGAACUGAUCGAACUUUUUGGGGACAGAACUGGAGAACUAACCAGCGAGAAAUUUCACCCUGGUUGGUUUCUUCUACAAUAUCAUCAUGCAACAACUUUAGACGACCUCAAAGCUGGUUUAGCUUAUUUAAGACGUAAAGUUCAUUCGCAGAAAGAAGGACAAUUAUCGUUUUUGAAGGCAAACGUUCGUUCGGUUAUGGAGCAACUCGACACGAUAAUGUUCCUCAAAGAACAGUUCGAAGCAGAUGUGAGAAAAUAUGGAGAAAAUCCCAUGGAGAAAUUGGAAGGUGCUAUACAAGAAUCUAUGGCCGAGGCGAAUAAACUCUUUGACGAUGUUUUAGCUCGAAGAGACAGAGCGGACGCUACUCGAAAUGCCCUCGCUUUAAUGCAGCGGUAUCGGUUUCUUUUUUGCAUGCCAGUUAAUAUUGAAAAGAAUAUAAAACAAGGCAACUACGAUCUUGUCAUUAAUGAUUACGCUAGAGUAAAAAAUCUCUUUAAAAAUACGGAAGUCGAAGUCUUUAAACAAGUGUUGGCUGAAAUAGAAAAUAGGAUAGAAACGUUGAGGGUGAUAUUAAGAAAAAAUCUCGACGAAGUUCCGUUUACUUUAGAAGAGCAGAAGAAGAUUAUUAGAAACCUAGUUAGCCUCGAAGCCGAAGGAGAUCCAGCUUGGGAUGCAAUAGUUUCUCAUGCAUCUCAUCUGGAAAAAAGCAUAACAUCGUGUGUUCGGGAAUGUUUCGAUGCUGAAAAUGCAAGUGGUGAUGAAUCCAGUAGGCACUCGAAAUCCAAUGCAACCACACCAGUAUCGAUAAAGCAACUCCGACAGACUCGAAACGAUAAGAAUAUAAUUUCCUGGAGAGUUCAGUGUAUAGAAACGAUUUGUGAUAUUAUUACGGAACAGCUUCCAGAUCUUUGGCGAUUGGGACAAAGUUAUUUUACAGGACAGCUUCACGUUAGUGUUAACGCUGAGAAACAAGGACCUUUCAAGAAUCUGGUCUUAUCAAGUAUUCAACACGCCGUGAAUGCAAUGAAAAGUGCCUGCAGCUCCAAAGUUGAUGCUCAUUGGCUUUUGCAUUGUCUUAGAUGCAUCAGACAAAUGUACGCAUCGCUCAUUCAUUUGGAUCUACCAAGUGAUGCUCUCGAUAUUUUUGGAAAUUUCAUUUUUGAUUUGAGGAUACAGUGUUUGGUUUCGCUUUUUAAACAAACGGCGGAAGAUGUCCUGGGCCUACAGCGCAAAGAAAAUUGGCAGAUAGAAUACUUAAAUGAAGAUGGGGGAAUUACAAAAUUGCCAGGGUUGUUCGAGAAAAUGGUGAAGGAUGUUUCAAAACUCGUACGAGAAAAUGCAGUCGCUUGUGGUCCAAGAGAGGUGCCUCUUUUAGCAAAUCCAUCGCACACAGUUUUAUAUCACAAUGCGAUUAAAUCGUUGUUCACGUAUUUUUCCCGUUGCCUUCGACAAUUAGCGUUCAGUGGAAGUGAAGAAGCACUUGAUGACGAAGUUUCUUCAGUUUCACAGCUGGUCAGUUCACCUGCAGGAUACAGAACGAGAGAUAGUAAGCAACAUGGUCCCACCUGGGAGCAAUGUCUUCUUAUUUCGCUCAGUAAUAUUCGUUACACACUAAAUACGGUGCUGCCUCGAAUCGAGGAAAUUUUGAAAGCUCAAGGAUAUCCAGAUUUGUCAACAGCUGCAGGAUGGAAUUCAGAUUGGACUCAACUGGACACUUUGGAUUCUGCAGUUCUAGAAGCGUAUUUAGAACGUCGUUGUGAUCCUCUUGUUGGCACAAUAGAGCCAAGCAUGUAUUUAGGGAAUUUGGAAUGGGACUCAGAUUUGGAACCGACGCAUGUUCGUCCUUACGCACAGGAAGCGCUUGCCAAUUUAAUUGCAGUCCAUGCAGAGGUUCGUCGAUUCUCUCCGGGAUUAUUAAAAAGGGUAUUAUCUCACAUAGUGGAAACGAUUGCUGAAGAAUUGAAUCGACUGAUGUCUUGUGUGACCCAUUUUAGUCCCUCGGGUAUUAUCCAAGCCCGUACGGAUAUUUGCAUGCUAACAAAAGCACUUGAACCCUACAUAACGCCACGAGCAAAGGUCUUCUUAGAAGAAGCACUAGAUGCAAUUCCGCAACCUGCAGAUAGAGAAGCUUUGUUGCGAAUCAAAUCGUUAUUAUCUAAAGUCACAACCUCAAUGAAACUUCAGCUUCGAUGUCUCGCAGAUCCCACAGUUACAAAAUCCAGCGCAGAAAUAAUAGUCUCCGACACGGUAACAGCAAUUUAGUAAGCAUAAUUACAGACUAGUUAAUUGUAAUAAUAAUUUUAUAAAUCCAAAGAAUAAAGCCAGAAGAAGGGUGCAUGGUUUCUAAAAA